CGUCACACUGCUGCCUUCGGUUAUUAUUCCCAGGAAAACGAUGUACUUUCACUUUCUGUUUACUAGUUACAAAAGAAAAGGAAGAAACAGUUUUAUCGUAAUUAUCGUGUCCUUAAAGUAAGUAAAAUGCGUCUGGACGAAUUUAUUGAACGGCUGAAAUUUAUCCCAAGUUUCUUCACUCUGGACAUGUCCAACCUCCAAACUAGUAAACUUCAAACUAUGAAAGUUAAAAUAGAAGAGCAGGAACCGGAUAAAUCCACUGAAACAGUUAACAAUAAUCUAGUAUCAUUUCUUAAGUUUAGUCUUGUCAAAGACUUUGGUUCCUGCGAGACCAAAAACUCGUGGGUUUUAGAGAGGAAUCCAUGCAACAUACAAGCAAAUGUCAUGAAAGCUGUUCUAUAUUCUCAAAUGGACAGAAUUAGCGAGGCAGAAGAUAAAUUCAAAGAACUUAAAGAAUUAAGCAAAGACGAUUAUUUGAUGGCCGAAGCUACAGCAGAAAACGCAUAUGCUUACUCAAGAAUGGGACCAAUAUAUUAUAAUACAGCCAUUGAACUGUAUGAGGACGUUAUUCAAAAAUAUCCAGACCAAUAUGACUGGAAAUAUCGCAUGGCACUAACUAUACGUAGAUGCCAACAUUCGGGCAUUUUCGGUCUAUUACCCGCAAUUGACCCCGUAGCAAACUUCCACAGGGCUAAAGGAAUGUUUGAGGAUGUAAUUGAGAAUAGUGAAGAUAGAAUAUUAAAAGCCUUGUCUUUUAAUGGCCUGGCCCAGCUGCAUCACGGAUAUUGUGCGGAGAAGAUUACUUUCGGCGACAUGGGAUUUCAAACAGAAGAAGCUGUCAAAGAACGGAUCUUUGUAUAUUUAACCAAUGCUAAUGAAUUCUCUGAUGAUGAUCAGAAAGUUUUAACGGUAACUGGUCGCUUACUGAGAAAACUGGGAAAAUUAGAAUUGGCUAGAAACGUAUUGGAGAAGGCUAUGACCAUACACCCAACCACUAUAUGUUGUGAGAACCUCGCUUUAACUAUAAGAGAUAUAGAUGGUGGGUAUACACCAUUAGUGAUUGAUCGCUUGACACAGGCCGUGGAAUUAAGUAAAGGUCUUAACCUGUUCGCCAUGGAGCAAUUAGGUAUAGCUCAUAAGGAGUCCGGGAAUCUCGAAAAAGCUCUGGACUGUUUCAAAAUACUCGCUGACGGAACUGACUAUCUUUAUCAACGACAGGGCAACGAGAGAGCAUCAGGCUGUUAUAAAUUACUCGCGAAAGACGGGGGCAUUUCCUCAGAAGAAAAAAAUAGAUGUUAUAAUGAAUACAAUCGCUGUAGAAGAGAGUGCAUUAUUAGUGCUGUUAAGCUUCAUCUUCGAGAUGGCAAAGGCCCAGAAAUAGAAAAGGUUUCAGUGAGGGAUCUUUUCCAUGAUUCCGGAGUCCAUACCCGUUACAGCGGUUCAAACUUAGAUCAGGUUAAACGAAUUGUGAGAUUUCAAAAAAAAUCUCUCGGUUUUAACAGUGAUAUUAAAUUGGCUUACGGAAAAAGGGAUAUUAAUGACGCUUUUAAAAAUUUGAUACACACAUUUUUAAAGUUAAAGGAAUAUAAUGACUGUAUGGAUUUAGCCACCAUAUUAACGUUAACGGAUAUACCAGAAAUAGAGAUGAUAGCAGUGGAGGUUAUGAUGGAUAUUGUUGGAGAAACGGCUGACGACACCAUUGUAAACUCCUGCUUUGAACGAGCAAUGACAAUUUCUUACAAUGCUAAGGAAGUGGAUUCACAUGUCCGCCUUAUCUAUGAUACCACAACUUGUAAAGAAGAGGCAGAUAAGAUUGAUGAAUGGCUGGUAGGAGUAGGGUUAAAGGUAACCAAGAAUCGGGAUGAUAUCUUUCAGUUCCAAAACAAAAAACAGGCCCUGUUGACGGCCAUGUCUGAUUGUAAUAUCGUGGUGUUAUGCAUUUUUAAAAAUAACAACACGAACUUAGUGGAAGAUUAUCCGAUUGACGCUCUUCCUCAAAAUCAGCCGGUUGUUAUUCCAUUGGUUGUAAACAGUAGUUACGUGUCCCCUAAUCUACGUCAUAUUCCGCCUUUGAAAUACCCGGACCCUGACGAUUCGAAGGGAACCUGGUUGAAAGAAUUUGGGAACAGAGUAUUUAAAAGGGGUGCUCAAACAUAAUGGGUCAAAAGAAAAAUGUGUAGAUAUUUCGCAAACAAAUACGACGUUUUUUUUUAUUCCAUUGACACAGUAACACGUUUAGUUUUCGAAAAAUGGUUUAAGAGGGGGGGGGGGGGGCGUAAUCAGAAGAUGCAGUCAAAACUCUUUUUAUAUAUUUUUUAUUUAAGCAUAUACAGAAAUGAUAAUAAAUUACACAAUGUAUUCUUUUAAAGAUAUACCAGACAUAUAGUUAGAAAAUAAUAAUCAUUGCACUAUAUUUUAAUUACACAGUCCAUUCUUCUUUAUUUAAGUCAUGCAGAUCAGAGUAUAUGUGCUGUAAUUUGUUCUGUAGGGGAUUGCUUUGUGUGGUACCUAUAAUCAAUUAUGAAUUUGUAGAGCGCAAUUCUUUCCAGUAAACCAUUAUUACUAGGAAAAUGACGACCGGCUAGUUCAUUUUUUUAUACGCCCACAUUUUCAUGUGGACGUAUAUUGUCGUCGCCCCGGUCCGUCCGUCCGUCCGUCCACAAUUUGUUUGUGGACAGUCUACAGGUCAUAAUUCUUCUCCGAUUUUGAC
Patella vulgata (common limpet) is the source of this 2710-nucleotide messenger RNA. RefSeq lists its product as uncharacterized. The record is from RefSeq and is a predicted model, not a curated record. Gene Ontology annotation, molecular function: protein binding. The transcript has 2 exons. The coding region runs from base 127 to 2157 and encodes 676 amino acids. Lineage: Eukaryota; Metazoa; Mollusca; Gastropoda; Patellidae.